Molecule: messenger RNA, 1960 nt
Organism: Chara braunii
Lineage: Eukaryota; Viridiplantae; Streptophyta; Charophyceae; Charales; Characeae
Source: the annotation of a GenBank genome assembly
UUCAUUCACCCCCGUGUGGUGAAAGAAGCCCGCUUACCUACGACCGGGUCUCCGUCUCCCAUCUCUGUCACUUUAGGGGAUGACAAGACCCAGCGCUUCUUUGAUCAGACGGUCACCGAUCUCCCUUUCUUCCUCACCCUCGAGCCGACUGAUCAUUCCCCGGGGUCUCGUCGCCACCGCCCCUCUGCACAUUUGGAUGUGAUGGAGACGGGGUACGACUUCAUUCUCUGCACUCCGUUGUCUCGUCAGUUCCGCAGCACCGAGACCGAUUGGGCGACCAACACUCUCGUUCUCAAAACGAAGUGUGGACAGACGUAUCACGUACCUUUCAUAGGUACCACUACGACACCACGCCCCGAUCCUCCUCUCCCGGAGCCUUCAGUGCCCACACCAUCUCCCUCUAUCACUGUCACCUCGCCUCGGCAGUUCGCUCACUUCAUCCGACAGGACGACCUCACCUUCUUUAUGGUGAACGUGACGGAUCUUUUACACUAUGACCCACCCAGUCCCGAUGCCGAGCUCCUCCCUCUGGAGCCAGAUCCUCCUUCUAUCUCCAUGGCUCCCAUCUCUACUUCCGUCCCUCCGCCGUCCGUCGAGUCCACCCCGCCGUCGCGCGCUGACGCUGACGCGGAGGAACUCGCACGAUAUACGGCUGAUGUGGAGCCCGCAGUUCAUGACCUCAUCCAAGAGUACCACGACGUUUUCCCAUCGUCGUUCUCGUACGCCAGCAUCCCACCGAUGAGUGACAUCAAGCACUCCAUUCAGCUUGUGCCUAACUAUCGUGUUCACCACCAGGCACCCUACAGACUCUCGAUCCCCGAGGCCACCGAACUCAAGCGUCAGCUUGAGGAGCUCCUGAGACAGGGUUUCAUUAAACCCAGCAACUCCCCGUGGGGUGCACCCGUCCUCUUUGCUCGCAAAGCGGACGGAACUCUCCGUCUCUGCAUCGAUUAUCGUGGUCUCAACCGCUACACGGUUAAGAACAACUACCCCAUGCCUCGUUCCGAUGAGUUGUUCGACCGCCUAGCAGGCAACCGCUUCUUUACGAAGAUUGAUCUUCGUAGCGGUUACCAUCAGAUCCGCGUUGCUGCAGCCGACCAGCCGAAGACCGCGUUCCGAUCGCGAUUCGGCCACUACGAGUUCACGGUGAUGCCAUUCGGCCUCACGAAUGCUCCCGCUACCUUUCAGAGGGCGAUGAACGACAUCUUCAGGGACAUCCUGGAGCAGUACGUUCUCGUCUAUCUCGACGAUAUCCUGGUCUUCGAUCGUACCCUUGAGGAGCACCUUAGACAUCUCCGCGACGUCCUUGACCGCUUGCGCAGACAUGGCUUCUACGCCAACCUGAGCAAGUGCCGCUUUGCCCAGCACAAAGUGGAUUUCUUAGGACACUACGUGUCUGACCAGGGUCUCCACAUGGACGACGCGAAGAUCACUGCUAUUGCGGAGUGGCCCGCUCCCACAUCCGCCAAGCAGCUUCGCAGCUUCCUAGGCCUGACCAGCUACUAYAGUAACUUCAUCCGGGGAUACGCUAGGUAUUCCUACGUCCUUACCUCCACCCUCCUCCGGAAGAACCCACCCUAGGCUUGGACACCCCUCCAUGAGGACGCCUUCCGCGCCCUCAAGAAGGCGGUGACAUCCGCACCGGUUCUUCACCUACCCGAUUUUGACCGUUCUUUUAUCCUUACCACCGAUGCAUCAGACUUCGUUGUAGGAGCAGUGCUUUGUCAGGUCUUCCCCUCCUCUCAUGAUUUCUUUCAUCCUCGUAUCCCUCGCUUCCCACCACCUACCCCUACCACUGCUUCCCGACUGACGCCUACUCGUCCAGCUACUAACGAGCCUUCUAUUGACUAUUCUCCUACCAUCGCCGAGGAUGGCACUGUCGAAUCUCGCUCAGGUGAUUGUCCGAUAGUCUUCUACUCCCGUCAACUCUUGCUUGCCGAGAUAAACUAUACUGUUGAUG